This is a messenger RNA of Nezara viridula (southern green stink bug), 960 nucleotides long. NCBI's taxonomy places the organism in Eukaryota, Metazoa, Arthropoda, Insecta, Hemiptera, Pentatomidae. The record is from the annotation of a GenBank genome assembly.
GUUUUGUUUUACCUAUGCCACAUACUAUCAAACUCGUAAUAUUUUCAAGUUCCUUAAAGUUAACUGUCUUUGCGGAUAGGCGUAGUGGAACCGUUUUUAAUAAUUUCACUCGGCAGAGAACAUUUUAACUGUAAAGUAUUACAGCUAAGGAUAUUCAAGUGAACUUUCAAGAUAGAAAAUUACUAUUUUAUAAAUCAAGCUAUUACUCUAUGAAAACGUUUGUAAUUAUUCAACCAUGAUAUUUAUUUUCUUAUACAUGUUUGUAUAAAUAAUUUAAUAAUUCUAAAGAAAUAUAGUCACAGUUGUUUAAGCGUUUUUAGUAGUAUAACAUAUGUAAAAACAUUUUGAUUCAUUUUAUGGUUUUUUGUAAUUUAUACAAAAGAUUUUAUUUUCAAAAUAUUAUUGGAAAAAUGAUUAGAAACUACACAUAUAGUGAAAGUGUUGAAAUGUACGAAGAAUCGCUAGAAAAAGAAGAUGAAAGAUUGGAUGGCUAUUCGAUGCCUCCAAUUGAGGAGCAGCUUGAAGCUAACAUAGUGGAUAAAUAUUAUUGCAGUUAUUGUGACAUUACCCUAAGCAGUAGCGAUUUAGAAGAUCACAUCUACGAUACUAAGCACCAAAGGAACAUGGAAGAGGUUGCAUUAAACACGAGAAGGAGAAACUUGGAAGCGGUGAUGAAAACUCUGGCUUCCGGAUCAACAAGCAAUUCUGACCGCCCAAGAAAAAGUGUGAUGGGAAAGGAAGUAGUUAUAAAAAAGAAACUGAUAAGUUCGAACAAAAGAACCAAAUUUCCGAAGUCCUCCGAUGACGAGGUAGCAGAUGACGAAGAUGGCUUUAACACUUCUGCAUCUGAAGAAGUUUAUCCUAACUGCGAAAUGUUCGAAAAAAUGGACUGCUGGUAAACCAAUAGUUAAAAAAAAUAUAAAUGAUUUAUAAUAAAAUAAAUUAUUUAUAACCAUGAAC